Messenger RNA from Solea senegalensis (Senegalese sole), 875 nucleotides. RefSeq names its product calcium and integrin-binding protein 1-like. NCBI's taxonomy places the organism in Eukaryota, Metazoa, Chordata, Actinopteri, Pleuronectiformes, Soleidae. Gene Ontology annotation, molecular function: calcium ion binding. The record is from RefSeq and is a predicted model, not a curated record. The coding region runs from base 112 to 681 and encodes 189 amino acids. The transcript is spliced from 7 exons.
GACAAACACAGGAACGACAAUACGCUAACGCGAAGCCGGAAGUAGGCGAUACAAGAGCAACUUGUUGACAAGUACUUCAAUAAAGUACAUGUUCGAGUGGAGAAUUUCAACAUGGGAACGACGGCAAGUCAACUUGGGAAGGAUUUGCUCUCAGAAUAUCAAGAACUGACGUUCUUGACAAAACAGGAAAUUCUUCUUGCUCACAAGAGAUUCACUGAACUGCUCUCCAAAGAAGAGAAAGACCUUCCAAACACCAGAGUAUCAAUGGAGAGGAUUCUUUCUCUGCCAGAACUCAAGUCCAAUCCUUUCAGGGAAAGAAUCUGCCAUGUAUUUUCCACAAGUGCACAUCAAGAUGGAAGUCUCACGUUUGAGGACUUUCUGGAUCUUUUAAGUGCAUUCAGCGACUCUGCUACUCUGGAAAUCAAAUCCCACUAUGCAUUCCGUAUAUUUGACUUUGACGAUGAUGGAACCCUCGACUGUGGUGAUCUUGAGAAGCUGGUGAACUGUCUGACCGGGGAGACUGAUGACACAAGGCUUGGUCCAGAGGAAAUGCGACAGCUCAUCAACAAUAUUCUCGAAGAGUCCGACAUCGACAAGGAUGGAACGGUGAACCUCUCAGAGUUCCAGCAUGUCAUUUCAAGAUCACCAGACUUUGUCAGUUCUUUCAAGAUUGUGCUGUGAAGACGAGAAGCUUGAGGAAAUGCAUGACUCCUUUAUCUCAUUAUGGUGUUCGAUUUUCAUUUAGAACUAUUUUCAAUAUACUGUAAAUAAAUUAUAUUUACCUGUGGAUUUUAUCACAUAACAGUUUUUAUGUAGCAUUUUUCAAAUUUCAGUAAUUUUUUUUAAUUAUCUGUGAAGAAAAAAAUAAAAGAAUA